This is a messenger RNA of Erigeron canadensis, 1853 nucleotides long. RefSeq names its product WRKY transcription factor WRKY24. Gene Ontology annotation, biological process: regulation of DNA-templated transcription. Lineage: Eukaryota; Viridiplantae; Streptophyta; Magnoliopsida; Asterales; Asteraceae. Gene Ontology annotation, molecular function: sequence-specific DNA binding; DNA-binding transcription factor activity. The record is from RefSeq and is a predicted model, not a curated record. The coding region runs from base 294 to 1571 and encodes 425 amino acids. The transcript is spliced from 5 exons.
CAAACCAAACCAAACCAAACGCAUGAGAGAUUCUUCCCAAUACUUCAUCAUAUACAAAACACACACUUUCCCCAAACCCCUUCUUUCACUUUCGAUCCAUACUUUUUAAUUUUACUUAAUCAACACUUUCACUUUUAGCUCACCGCAAUCCACCCACAGCUCCGUUCACCGAUCAUCUCUCCGGCAACCAUAAUUCAACCCUUAAUAAGCCAGGGUUGGCUGAAGUUUGAGAGACGGGUGCUAAUAGCAACAAAACUCAAUCACAAAGCAACCAAGAUGGAAGUGAUACUGUCAUGAUGGACAAGGCAUCUGAAAAUUUGGAGUUGACCAAUAAAGACCAAACAUCAUUGUCCGACCAAGAAACAAAGUCGGAGUCUACAGUAGUUAAGGAGUCGCAUGAAAGUGGUAGCCAUGCCUCACAUUCUAAUCAAGAAGGGAGUUCAAUCACUGUAUCACCUGACAAAGAGUUAGAAAAACAAGAUUCUACCCUUCCUACCGGAAGUGCUGCAUCAGAAUGUCUUCAGGAAGGAAAUGCUAUUGCUAAAAUACCUAAGAAUGAAUCCAACACGUCACAGCAAACUGCUGAAUCGGAACAAGAUCAGGACAAUAUUGUUGUGGCUGUAAGGCCUGAGAAAGGAUUGGAUAAAUUACCACUGAGACGCAAUGCUGACAACAUUACCCCUCCUCUGGCUCCUCCUGAUCAAGGAGUAGCUUUCUCAAAACUACCUGAAAAACCUACUGGCGAUGGAUAUAAUUGGAGAAAGUAUGGUCAAAAAUUUGUAAAAGGGAAUACAUUUGUCCGAAGCUAUUACAAAUGUACAUUUACUAAUUGCCCGGCAAGAAAACAGGUGGAGCGUUCACAUGAUGGUAAUAUUACUGAAAUAAAUUACUUGUGGAAACAUGACCACCCUAAGCCACAGAUGCUUCAAAAAGCGUCAACAACAUAUGUUCUGUCUGUUCAAUCUAAAGCAUCUGAUGAGCUCUCUUUGACAACAUCAGAAGACCAUUCAUCUGUGCAUCCUGAUCCUGAGUCAUCAGAAACAGAGACCCCCAAGCUCUCAAUAGUUCCCCCGACUGAGAAUCCGGUGGAAGUUGCAGUUUCACAGUCAAAUGAUAUGAAAAAUGAGGCUAGCAUCGAUCUAUCAUCAGACUCGAAGAGACAGAAGAGAGAGAACCCAAGCACAAUUGAAGGUAUUUCAACUAAGACAAACUGUGAACCGAGAGUAGUUGUGCAGACAACAAGUGCAGUUGAUAUUGUAAAUGAUGGCUAUCGGUGGCGAAAGUAUGGGCAGAAAUUAGUAAAAGGCAACCUCAAUCCGAGGAGUUAUUACCGAUGUUCAAGUGCUGGCUGUUUUGCUAAGAAACAUGUAGAACGGGCAUCUCAUGAUGAAAAAGUGGUCAUUACAACUUAUGAGGGACGACAUGAUCAUGAUAUGCCUGCCGGUGGUCGAACUGUUUCUCAAAACAUGUCUGGAACCAGCACUGGCAUCACGUCUGUCAACAAUGAUGGUUCAAGAUCUCAACCUGAAUCUGGCAGUAUGGAAAUGGUUCUUCAUGUUAGUGCUACCUGAGCUACUUACCAAAGCACCAUGGUUAUCUAAUUUACUUUUUCUGUUCUACCCUUAGGUCUCGAUGGUAGUCACAUAGUGUUGUUAUAUACCCAUAAAUCGUCAUGAUUGGCAGAUUAAAGAUUGAGUUAUUUGGAUGAGCUAUAGAUAUCAUAUGAACAGAUAUUUAUAUUUGAUUUUAUUUGAACAAUACAAGCUGCACGUCGUUUAUGACACAGACCGUGGUUGUAGCAGCUCAAUGUCACCCUUUUGAAUUGUGAAAUAGACCAAGAAUGCUUAUCAGUC